This is a messenger RNA of Pochonia chlamydosporia 170, 7182 nucleotides long. Its product is annotated as polyketide synthase. Gene Ontology annotation, biological process: fatty acid biosynthetic process; secondary metabolite biosynthetic process. Gene Ontology annotation, molecular function: oxidoreductase activity; fatty acid synthase activity. The transcript has 4 exons. The record is from RefSeq and is a predicted model, not a curated record. NCBI's taxonomy places the organism in Eukaryota, Fungi, Ascomycota, Sordariomycetes, Hypocreales, Clavicipitaceae. Bases 1 to 7182 code for a protein of 2393 amino acids.
AUGCCCGGUACCUUGAGGUCUUCGAGGUCGUCCUCAGAGUACUCUAAUAGCGGUUACAAUGAGGCCGCGUCAGCCGCAGAAUCUGGACGAAACGAAUAUCCUGCCACCUCGUUUCCUGGGUACUCCGAGAAACCACUGUCUAAACAGCUGGAACCGAUCGCAGUUGUUGGCAUGGGCUGUAGAUUGCCUGGUGAUGUCAAAUCGGCCAGUGACUUCUGGAGCAUGAUGGUUAAUAAGGAAACGGGGCAGACACCGAAAGUGCCUGCAUCCCGAUUUAACAUUGAUGCUCACUAUCAUAAAAAUAACGAUCGCCCUGGUAGUUUUGGAGUCUUGGGAGGGUAUUUUCUCUCCGAUGAUUUGGCAGCCUUUGAUCCUGGUCUCUUUGGCAUUACCCCUGUUGAAGCUAUGUGGAUGGAUCCUCAACAGCGGAAGCUUCUGGAGGUGGUUUAUGAGGCUCUAGAAUCCGGCGGCAUCUCCUUGGAGUCUAUCUCGGGCACCCGAACUGCUGUGUUCGCUGCCAGUUUCACAGCUGACUGGCAGCAAAUGGCGUUCAAAGAGCCCUCAUUCAGGCAUAGCCUGGCAGCAACGGGUGUGGACCCAGGAAUUAUCAGCAACCGUAUAAGUCACGUCUUUAACUUGAACGGACCUAGCAUCGUCUGCAAUACAGCCUGUUCGUCCUCAGUCUACGCGCUCCAUAACGCGUGUAAUGCCCUACGCAAUAAUGAAGCAGAUGGGGCAAUUGUUGGAGGAGUCAAUCUUAUCAUUACCGUCGACCAACAUAUGAACACGGCAAAGCUCGGGGUCCUAUCUCCAACGUCCACUUGCCAUACAUUUGAUGCAAGUGCUGAUGGAUAUGGCCGUGCUGAUGCAGUGGGUGCUGUAUACUUAAAACGCUUAUCUGAUGCCAUUCGAGAUGGGGAUCCAAUUCGGGGCGUGAUAAGAUCUAGCGCCACGAACUCCAAUGGCAAAGUUCAGGCGGUUGGCAUAACGCAUCCCAACCGAGAAGGCCAAGCGGAUGUUAUCUCACAAGCAUAUAAAAGGGGCGGAGAUCUGGAUCCAAGAUUGACCGGGUAUUUCGAGUGCCACGGAACCGGGACGGCCGUCGGCGACCCUCUAGAAGUCCACGCCGUUUCUUUGGCUAUGAACAAAGAAAGAAAUCCAACAGACGAGCCACUCUGGAUUGGCGCAGUCAAGACAAAUAUAGGCCAUUCUGAAGCAGCCAGUGGUCUUUCCGCGCUUAUAAAGGCUAUUUUAAUCGUUGAACGGGGCGUAAUACCCGCCACUCGCGGAGUCGUCCGUCCCAGCCCAAGUAUCAGGUGGAAAGAUUGGCAAGUAAGAGUGCCAAUGGAGCUUGUCCCAUUUCCAAGCCAGCUUCCAGUGCGACGUGUUUCUAUUAACAGCUUUGGAUAUGGAGGCACAAACGCGCAUGUCAUUGUCGAGGGUGCUGGGUCUCUGGUUGACCACAGUGUGCAAAGAAAUUAUACGUAUAUCGACGACGCAGUACCAAAACAUGGCCAAGGAGGACGAAAAAAGCGGCCAGCUCCACGAAGGGCAGCCUCCCGUAAGCGGCCAUUCUUGCUGCCGUUUUCAGCUCAUGACAAAGCCACCUUGAUACGGAAUAUUGAUGCUCAUGGCUCCGUGUCAUCGAAGUACGACUUGCUAGAUUUCUCGCAUACGCUUGCAAACCGGCGUAGCCGCUUAAACUCCAGAGCGUUCGCGGUUGCUAGUCAUAGCACUAUUGAUGAUACUUUCAAAGAGGUCCUUGCAUCUUUCUCAUUCGGAGAGCACAAGAAAAAGUCUCCGGUUAUCGGAUUCGUGUUUACAGGACAGGGCGCGCAAUGGCCACGAAUGGGCGCCGAGCUGCUCGAGUACAGUUCGACUUUCCUUGCGUCUAUACGGACACUAGAUAACGCUCUUGAUGAGCUCAUUGACGGUCCGGAAUGGUCCAUCGAGGAUAUACUCCUCGAGUAUGACAAGACGUCCCCUGUUGGCGAGGCCGAAUUCUCACAGCCUCUCUGUACUGCAGUUCAGAUUGCCUUGGUCCAGCUGUUGGCUGAAUGGGGCAUACAGCCGGUUGUGACUGUCGGCCACUCUUCAGGAGAGAUUGCAGCUGCAUUUUCCGCUGGCCUCAUAUCUGCCGAAGAAGCCAUAACCGUGGCAUACUACCGUGGUCAGGUCACAAAAGACAUUAAGAGGAAUGGUGCAAUGCUGGCAGUUGGUCUUGGGGCUCAAGCAGUCCAGCCAUACAUUGCAGAAACGAACAGUUCUGUAGUCAUUGCCUGCCACAAUUCCCCAGCUGGUGUGACUUUGAGUGGCGAUUCUGAUGAGGUUCUUGUCUUGAAAGAGAAGCUUGACGCCGCCAAAGUUUUUGCCCGUGUUGUCAACACAAAUGGCAAAGCAUAUCACUCACACCACAUGUCUUCAGUCGCUGAAAGAUAUGAAAAUCUCAUUCAUGGCGCCAGGAAGGAGCUAUGGCAUGCGACUACAGAAUCUAAAGCUAGGAAUGUGAAAAUGGUAUCGUCUGUGACCAAUGAGAUCCUAAGCCCAACAACUCAGUUGGGCGGAGCCUAUUGGAGCAAUAACUUACGGAGCCCGGUACUAUUCAACCAAGCAGUUCAGACAGUUCUGACCUCGUCAGAGUUCGACGAUGUGGACUUGUUGGUUGAAAUCGGCCCACAUUCAGCAAUGGCUGGUCCGAUAAAGCAAAUCAGGGCAGAACUCAAAGCAGACCAUCUCGACUACGUACCCAGUCUUAUACGUGGCAAGGAUAGUGCGGCCCAGCUUUUAACGCUAGCUGGAGAACUCUUCCUCCGUGGGUACUCGCUAGACAUGAAUAGCGUUGUGACCGCCUACUUGGAUGAAUCUGGGAACAAGGUCAAAGGCGGUGUUUUUAGACGUGGCUCAACCAUUGUCGACCUACCGCCGUAUCAAUGGAACUAUACGAGACCAUUUUGGGCUGAAGCCCGCGCCAGUCUGGAACAUCGGCAGCCGAAGUAUCCACGCCAUGAUGUUCUUGGUCAACUUGUCAUAGGAACGUCUUUACAGGAACCUACCUGGAGAAACAUACUGCGCCUACGAGACUUACCAUGGCUUAGAGAUCACUCGUUGGGUGGAGAAGCCGUGUUCCCCGCUGCUGGGUAUUUCUCCAUGGCCCUGGAGGCCAUCACUCAGCUAAACGAGCUCAGCAAUAACCCAGUUGCCGUUGAGAGCUUUACACUACGCGACGUAUCUAUCAAGAAAGCUCUCGUUACGCCCGAUGAUGAUGACGGCAUUGAGGUCAUGACCAAUUUUAGCAGAUCGCUACAUGGGGGAGACUGGUGGGAUUUUGCAGUCUCUUCCAUUCGGCCGCAAGGAAUUCAGGUAGAACAUAUUGCGGGUAGUAUCAAGCUAAAUGCUCAUCCAAGACGAUCAAAAGCACCUCGAGAGCUACCAGUUUUCACUCAACGAGCUACCGGCAAGUCUUGGAAUGAUGCUCUCCGCGAGGUGGGCUUUGACUAUGGCCCCACGUUCCAGGAUAUGGACGACAUCUCUUUCGACGGUAAACGAUAUGAAGCUAUCUGUCGCACGGCUAUCAAACAAUCCGUAGAUGCCAGCCUCGGAGAAUCGCGAUACGUUCUUCACCCUGCUACCGUGGACUCCGUUCUGCAACUCAGCAUAGCUGCCAUCUAUGCGGGGCGCACAAAUGCUAUGACUUGCGGAGUGGUACCAAUUCAAGUGGAUGAGGUGACUAUCUGGCCGCCAUCUAAGGAGCAGCUUGUCUCUGGAGCCGCCAAGGGGUAUGCCUGGGUACCUCGACGUGGGGUGAGGUCGUUUGAAGGUAGCGCGCAAAUAACUGCUGAUGAUGGAGAGUUGAUUCUGGACCUCAUCAAUAUACGGACGACAAGCUAUGAGGCUGCAGUGCCACAAAAGCUUGAGACGUCCGUGAAUGAUGCUGCUGGGCCAUAUGGCGAGAUUGUUUGGUCACUCGAUUUCGACACCCUCGAGACGAACGUCGAACAAGACUUAUCUAUACCGGAUCUUGUCAAGCUGGCCCUGUUUAAAUACCCAAAUCUCAAGAUCCUUGAGCUAGGCACACAAAAUAUUUUGCAGGUUCUGCAAAAGAAUCCUCUCGCAGAAUAUACAGCUACCAUCGAUGAGGACGGGACAGACUCACAGGUCCUCAAGGAUUCUGUGGCAAAAUACUUGAAAGCUAGUAUUGGUAGACUUAUCCCCGAGCUGGAAUUAGAAUCUCAAUCUUUCCAGCAUGGCAAAUACGAUCUCCUUAUCACGCAUGUGGAAGUACUAUCUAAAGUCAAAAACUUAGUUAAGAAAGGCGGCUACAUUAUCACGGUUGCUUCGACUCCAUUGGAAUCUGACACGAGCAAUGGUGACAUCAGUUGGUUCUUCGCCGAGAGCAGCGGCGUUCGUAUCGGGAGAAUGGAUGCUGUUAAUCCUGAGACGAAUGGUUCACCCCUGUCACUGAAUACCAAGCACAGGGUGCACUUGCUCUAUCGCAAAGACCGUGGCAUACUGGUAGACAAGAUUAAAACUGCUCUGGAGAGUUUUGAUUGGAUUGUGACAGUGGGAAAUUUGAAAGUAAUUCCUUCUGUUGAGCACGUCAUCUUCUUGGCCGAUUUUGAAGGUCCUCUUGUUCUCACAUUAACAGAGGAAGAGUUUCUCGCGAUUCAGACCAUAAGUAACUCAGUUUCUGCCAUUUUAUGGACAACAAAUGGUGGCUUUAUCACUGGUAAAAGACCCGAAUAUGCCCUAGUGCAAGGGCUGAGUCGAUCCUUGAACUCGGAACAAGCUUCACUCGAUUUCAGAGUGCUGGAUGUGGACUUGGACAGCGUCAGUGAGGCGAACGUUGUUCAAUCCGUUACAAGAAUAGCACAACAACAGUUUCAGCGAUCGAGUGUGAAUGGAGACGCGCUUUAUGAGCGAGAAAUUUCCGUGUCGGGUGACAGAAUGUAUAUUAGCCGUCUGGAGCGAAACCGGGAGCUGAACGAUUUCUUUAUUGGAGCAGACCGUCCAGAACCUACUGCAUUCAGUCACGAUGAGCACAUAUCGGGCAGGCUCGUGGGCCAGGGCCAGGUUGUCUUCGAGCAAGUGCCUCAGCGUGAAGGCGAAGAGACUGUAGUAAAGCCCAACCACGUCGAGAUCCGAGUUACGGCGGCGGGCCUGGCAAGAGAAGGCGUUCUCGUCAUUACGGGCUCAGACUAUCCUACGACUUUCAGUUACAUCAUUGGCGGCACAGUCACUCGAACAGGAUCUGGAGUAUCUAACUUGAAGCCGGGUGAUAUGGUGGUUGGAUUCAACCCCGAUAAAUUCGCUAAUUACCAACAAGCUUACGCUCCGUUAGUAUUCAAGGUUGAUGGCGAGUAUGAAAUCAGGGCUGCUGUUGGAGAGUUCCUUCCUCACGCAAAUGCUCUAUAUGGCCUUGAGACUCUAGCUAGUGCCCAGAAAGGCGAAUCUGUCCUGAUUCUUCCGGGCACUGGUGCAGCUGGAGUUGCGGCCGGCCGCAUCGCUAGGGCUAAACGUGCUGUACCCUACUUCGUGUCUCAAAAUUGCGAGGAAGCGACCACGCUUCAAAACCAACUGGGCAUUAGCGAAAAGCAAGUAAUAGUGCUCGGUGAAGAGAGCUUAUCCGAGCGUCUAAACGAGUUGACGAACGGGCACGGUGUCGAUAUUAUUAUCAGCGGAGGCAAUGGAGUUCAGGCAGACCUUGCGAGAGAGGCAUGGCGUUCCAUCGCACGAUUCGGACGCUUUGUCGAUUUCGGUCGAAAGGACUUGCUCAAUAGGAGAGUGAUUGACAACAUUCCCAUCUCGCGUGGCGCAAGCUACCAACCUUUUGAUCUACUCGACUUAUAUGAAGCACGAACUAAUGUUCUAUCCACGCUUCUGACUAAAGUUGCAAGCUUGUUUAAGGCGGAGUCGACUACCAGUCUUGGUGACAUUUCGACUGUUCCGCUUGCUAACCUAAACGACGCUGUGGCCAGUUAUUCCGAUGCAUUUGACAAGCCGGUUACUGUCAUCACCUAUGAAGAGUCUGAAACACCGCUUCAUGUCAUUAAAUCGCAACGAAUAAAGCCUACAUUCAGCAAAAGCGCCACGUACCUGCUAGUUGGGUGCUUGGGUGGUAUUGGGCGUAGCUUGACGGCGUGGAUGAUGAAACUAGGAGCCAGGAGGUUUACAUUUCUCUCUCGCUCCGGUAGCGACUCCAAGUCCGCCGCUAGAUUAAUUGCAGAUAUAGAAGCAGAUGGAGCAAUUGUUACAGUGGUCAGGGGCGAUGCAACUUCUCGGUCGGAUGUUGUGCGUGCAGUUGAGGCCGUGCCACCACAACACCCCAUUAGAGGCGUUGUACAUGCGGCAAUGGUACUUCGAGAUGGCAUGUUUAAUUCCAUGACUUUCCGGAAUUGGAAAGAUGCAGUUUCCCCCAAAGUCCUUGGUGCCAUGAAUUUGCACUCUGUUCUCGCUGGAACACCACUGGACUUCUUCUUGACUACAAGUUCGAUCUCAGGAACUCUUGGUACACCUGGUCAGAGCAACUAUGCAGCCGCAAAUAGCUAUCUAGAUGCACUUGCCCGCCACCGUACGUCCAACGGAGCCGCCGCCUCAUCUGUCAUCCUCCCCAUGAUUCUUGGCGUCGGCGUUGUUGCCGAGAAUAGUGAGAUCGAAGAUGCUCUUAGACGAAAGGGUAUCUAUGGAAUAGACGAAGAAGACCUGUUGGUGUCAUUUGAAGCCGCACUGGCUUCGUCGCAAGUACUUGGCAAGCGCUCGGAUCAUUUUGUCAUUGGGCUGGACCCUUCGUUGCUUCACAAGGCGAUCACAAGCUCGGCGGCUACAGAUGUUUUCUAUAUGGAAGAUACUCGGUUCAGCCACCUUGUUCGCGCCAUAAAUGUAUCCUGCGAUAGCAACAACUCAGGCUCCAGCAGUCAGAGCAUUCUAAACAUUGUGCGCACUGCACAAACGCUGGAUGACGCUGUUGCUGCAGUGAGAGAACACUUCACAGAGAAGCUCGCUCGUAUGCUAUUGAUACCGGAGGAUGCCUUUGAACCGCAUGUCAGAUCAAUUGCAUCAUAUGGAUUGGACAGUAUGAUCGGAGCAGAGUUGCGGAAUUGGAUAUUCAAGGAGUACCGUAUUGAUAUACCCUUCCAACAGCUCCUGGCACCCACUUUGACCAUUACCAAGUUUGCUGGCCAAUAG